Solenopsis invicta (red fire ant) is the source of this 669-nucleotide messenger RNA. RefSeq lists its product as uncharacterized. The transcript has a single exon. NCBI's taxonomy places the organism in Eukaryota, Metazoa, Arthropoda, Insecta, Hymenoptera, Formicidae. The record is from RefSeq and is a predicted model, not a curated record. Bases 1 to 669 code for a protein of 222 amino acids.
AUGCAGAAUGCCGGAUGGGACAUGUCGUCCACUCUGUGGGAAAAUUAUUUCAAUUUUUGCGUGCCGCUAAAUUUACUGCUGGGCUUUUGCGAGGAUUACAAACGCAUGGUUGUUAACGCGCGCCAUGAAUUAAUUUUGAUACGAGCGCGCAAUGAUAACAAUUCUAUUGUGGGAACGAAUAGAACGACGGAACCGGAAAUUGAAUUGUUCAAAGUACAGUGGCGAAUGCCACAUGUUACGUUAAAUGAAGUCAAUAAAUUGUCCAUACUACGAGCUUUGGAAAGCUGGCGAUAUCUAAGUAUGAAUUUCUGUUCCUGGGAUCUGUAUGAGUACCCCUUGUUGCAGAGUACAACCAAACAUUCGUGGGCUGUUAAAACUGUAACACAAUUAGAAAAGCCUCGAUUCGUUAUCUUUGCACUACAGACCGGUCGCAAGAAUAUCAUGUCUCAAGAUGCUACUAUUUUUGACGAUUGUAAUUUGAUCAAUGUGAAACUUUAUCUCAACUCUGAAUUUUAUCCGUACGAUGACUUGAAUCUAGACUUUCGUAAAUCUAGAUACUCCAUCCUGUUUGACAUGUACCAACGUUUUCGUAAAUCUUAUUAUGGACGUGAUUGCUACGAUACGCUGCUUAACGUGGUCACAUUUCUGCAAAGAGGACUUUUACAGUGA